Messenger RNA from Cicer arietinum (chickpea), 697 nucleotides. RefSeq lists its product as uncharacterized. Lineage: Eukaryota; Viridiplantae; Streptophyta; Magnoliopsida; Fabales; Fabaceae. Gene Ontology annotation, biological process: response to auxin. The record is from RefSeq and is a predicted model, not a curated record.
UCUAUUUUGUACAUUUUAAUUCUUCUAGCAACUUCGAGAGCCACCAAAAAAUAUUCAUCCUCUUCAAACAACAACCUCGUACCUUCUUAACAUUUCCCACAUGGAUUGUUUAGUCAUGCCAGUUUCAUUGAUCCGUCGAAAAUCCGCAGGUUCAAGGUUGGGUUACAAGCCUCUAAUCACCGAUGAUGAGCUGGAUCAAGAUUCCGACAGCCGUGUCACGGUGGUGGUCGGAAAACAUAAGAGGGUGUUUCUUGUGGACCCCAUCAUAUUACAAGAGAACCCAUUUCAGGUGUUGAUGGAUAUUUCUAUGAGGAAGGAUACGGCAAAUAAGGAUAAUUUUCAUUUCACGUCAAGUGAACACAAAGUUAUAUUUGUGGAUGUUGAUGAUAUUUUGUUUGAGCACAUGUUGUGGCUUAUGUAUAAUGAUACAUCUUCUUUGUUUCAACUCAAUUUGAAGGAUAUUGUUGAUUUCUAUACUCUUGAGGAUAUGUAAUGUAAUCAUCUAAAUUACAGAGUACUAUUGUAGAUUUCCCCCACAAAACAGAGGUACUAUGUUCAUUUUACAAUUUUAUGUUCAUACUUUUAUUUUAGAAUCAAAUCAUCUCUUUGUCAAAUACAGGUACAUGUAAUUUCUUGUAUUAUUAUUAUUAUUAUUAUUAUGUGUCUAAUGAACGAAUACCAUUGAUAUAUUGUAUUA